Molecule: messenger RNA, 1164 nt
Organism: Eimeria necatrix
Lineage: Eukaryota; Apicomplexa; Conoidasida; Eucoccidiorida; Eimeriidae
Source: RefSeq, a predicted model, not a curated record
AUGGAUGUUUUUCGCCAAGUGUUUGAAGCAUGCAGAAGGCAUGCUUCUUAUGGCUUCGUGUGCCUCUAUGCGCAGUCGCUGUGGGGAGUGGCAGAGGCCCUCGCAGGCACAGAUUUGUUCGGUGGUAUGCCGCGCCAGCCGCCACCGGCAUACGUGACCUGGACAUUGGACAUGGAACAGGGAGAAGAAGCAAAACCAAGAAGAGAGAGGAGCACGGCACAGACUACUGAAGAAGCAGGAAACGGCCACGAGGCCUCCCUGCAGCAGGAGUGGGCGAAAGAGCUAGUACAGGCUAUUUUCAGCCGUUCUGUUGGCAUUCUUUCUGGUUCGACGUGGCACUACGGCACUGCAGCAGCAGCAGCAGCGGCAGCUGCUACUGCACGCCUUCUGUGCUGUUGCGCCGCACUUCCAGUAACAGAAGAGCACCAGAAGAUACUGAAGAGCAUUCUGAUGCAGCCGCCACCGGGGCAGUUCCAUAUUAAGCAACAGAUGAUGCCUGCAAAGACAACAAAGUCGCAGCCUCGUCGACCAACUGCACGCCUAUUGUGGAUGUUGAAGCCGAGGCUGCUUCUGCAGUUGCUGCUAGUCGAGCUGCAUCAAUGGCAGCUGCAGCAGCACGAGAAAGCCAGAGAUUUUGUCUUUGGUGGAACUCUUUGUGGGGCGCUGAGAAGACAUCUACAGGAGCUUAGCAGUGCGCUCAGUGCAUAUGUUGUGUUGCUGAGCCACUCUAUUUGCUGCUUGCUUGCUGUGCUUUUUGGCUCCUUGAUGUUUCUUCUGCCUUUUGCUGUUUCUCAGUUGCCUUCUGUCGUUAUAACUGGGUAUAUUUGCCUGUGGAUGCCACGUGCUCAUGUCGUUCUUUGCAUGCAUUGCUUCAAGGUACUAGACUGCGAGUCGUGCCUCUUCUCUUGUCGUUUCUCCGUGCUUUCCACAGCCGAAGAUCUGCUGUCUCUUUUGGUUGCAUUGCAUGCGACCGGGUUGCCUCCUCGACAAGCAUUUCCUUGGUGUCUGGACGCGGCUAUCGGCAAGGACGCAAGCAGCUAUACUUGCACGGUUGGAAGAGCACGACCGGAGGAGACUCCCACUGCCGCCCGCAACAGAGCGCACGCGCACAACACCCUCACGACUGCGCGUAAAGAAUCUGGCUCUUGUGAAGCCAACAGAUAG